AUGCUUGCCAUGACUUUGAUCUGGGGGAUAAUCCUAACAGUGUGCUCCUAUUUGUGGCUUAUCCUUGGAUUAAGGAGAAGGCAAAAAGGUGAACCACCUCUGGUGAAAGGAUGGAUUCCACACCUGGGCUGUGCUCUGCAAUUUGGAGUGAAUCCUCUUGAAUUUCUCAGAGCAAAUGAAAGGAAACAUGGUCAAGUUUUCACCUGCAAACUAAUGGGGAAAUAUGUUCACUUCAUUACAAAUCCCUUAUCAUACCAAAAGGUGUUAUGCCAUGGAAAAUAUUUUGAUGGGAAAAAAUUCCACUUUGCUACUUCUACAAAGGUAUUUGGGCAUGGAAGCAUGGACCCAAGUGAUGGAAAUACCACAGAAAACAUAGACAAUACUUUCAACAAAACCCUGUCGGGUGAUGCCUUGAUCUCCCUCACAGAUAGCAUGAUGGAAAACCUCCAAUUCAGCAUGACGUUCCAGGGCCUUCAGGAACCCAGGAGCACAACCUGGGUGACAGAAGGGAUGUACUCCUUCUGCUACCGGGUCAUGUUUGAGGCUGGGUACUUAACCCUCUUUGGCAGAAAGCUUACCAAACAAGAUUCAGAAAGAGCAUUUAUUCUGAACAUCCUUGAAGACUUCAAGGAAUUUGACAAAGUCUUUCCAGCCCUGGUAGCAGGACUCCCCAUUCACAUAUUCAAGACAGCCCACAAUGCCCGGGAGAAGCUGGCAGAGGGCCUGAAACAUGAGAACAUCCAAACCAGAAACCAUGUCUCAGAACUGAUCCGCCUGCGCAUGUUUCUGAAUGACACGGUCUCCUGCUUUGACGCUGCCAACAAGGCCAAGACACAUCUGGCUCUGCUGUGGGCCGCGGAAGCAAACACCAUCCCAGCCACUUUCUGGAGCUUAUUUCAAAUGAUGAGGAGCCCUGAAGCUAUGAAAGCAGCUUCUGAAGAAGUAAGUCAAGCCUUAGAGAAUGCUGGUCAAAAAAUCAACUUUGAUGGCAAACCUAUUCGUUUGAACGCUAUGCACCUGAAUGAUCUGCCAGUAUUAGAUAGCAUCAUCAAAGAGUCCCUGAGGCUUUCCAGUGCCUCCCUGAACAUUCGGACAGCUAAAGAGGAUUUCACUUUGCACCUUGAGGAUGGUUCCUACAACAUCCGCAAAGAUGACAUCAUAGCAUUUUAUCCACAAUUAAUGCACUUAGAUCCAGACAUCUAUCCAGACCCUUUGACUUUUAAAUAUGAUCGAUAUCUUGACGAAAACAGGAAGACAAAGACCACCUUUUACAGUAAAGGACACAAAUUAAAGUAUUACUUCAUGCCGUUUGGAUCGGGAAAUGCCAUAUGCCCUGGAAGACUGUUUGCUGUCCAAGAAAUCAAGCAAUUUUUGAUUCUGAUGCUUUCCUAUUUUGAAUUGGAGUUCGUAGAAAGUCACGUUAAUUGCCCUCCUUUGGACCAGUCCCGUGCAGGCUUGGGUAUUUUACCACCAUUAAAUGACAUUGAAUUUAAAUAUAAAUUCAAGCAGUUGUGAAUAUUUAGCUGGAAAAAAAAAGAGAAAACCCAGUGGUAUUACAGAAUGGCAGUAAAUGCGCUUUUGGACAAAUACCUUACAUGGCUGUGAGCCCUCAGGGCCCAUUCUGUUGAAUGCUUGCACACAACCUUGACAUUCUGGUGACAGCUUCCAGUUACCAUCUGACAUAGUGGUGGAAAGAACUACUUUUAGGAGUGUAAUAAUUUGCUUUUGUUUAUGUAAUAUCUAAGCCAAUGAAUAUUCUUAUGGCCAGAGACUGAACUUGGUUAUUUUUAAAGAAAAAUGCCUUCUUUCUCAAAAUGAAGAAUUCCAAUUGACAGAUAUUUUUCCCUUAUGGAAAUGGCUUUAUUUUUAUAAAAAUUGUCCCUUAAUUAUGAGAGGCUCAAGUUCACGUUUUAGUGAAACUGAUUUUUUGUUUGUUUGUUUGUUUGUUACUCGAUUUAGGAGUUCUUCAGGUGUGGGCAUUUAUAAGUAUUAUGAAGGGUAUUCUAAAUGAUUGUAUCAUGUCUUAGUAGGAAGGAAUUCUUUUUAAGCUUUAAAUAUAUCCAGUAUUUAGGGUUUUUUAAAUGUUGAUCUUAGUGCCCUAAUAAUAUUAAAGAUGGUUUUCAUAUUGCUCCUUUAUAUGCUAAUUUAUUAUCGGUAGAAUAUUGUCAGGCUUUCAACCAUGUUCUCUAUACUUUUAUUUGCUUUAUUCGGAGACUGAAGAAGUAGUUUUCGUGUCAUUUCCGAAUAUGCAUUAGUGGAAAUAAUGUAGCUGUUAUGUGAUACAUUUAAAGAAUACACUGGAUAAAAAUCACCAUUUAAAAACUCUGCUUCUAAGGCAUUCAGCAUUUGUUAAGAGCAGCUAAAUGUUUUAUAUAAAACCUCUUUUCUCUAAAUGGCUUGCAGUUCUACCCAAAAUAAGGCUAUGAUAGUGUUUAUUAUAUAUAACCAUGCUUUGAUAAAAUAUUUUAUUAGAGCCAUCAGCUAUGACAUUUGUAUUGAUAUGCUGUAUUUAUAUGUAGAUUGUAUUUUUUCUUGUACUACAGAUGUGAAGAAACUAUUGUAAUGUGCUACUUUUGAAAUAAUUCGUCUUUAAGAAAUAAAAAAAACAAAUAUAUA
Messenger RNA from Ochotona curzoniae (black-lipped pika), 2616 nucleotides. RefSeq names its product cytochrome P450 7A1. Bases 1 to 1515 code for a protein of 504 amino acids. The record is from RefSeq and is a predicted model, not a curated record. Gene Ontology annotation, biological process: cholesterol homeostasis; bile acid biosynthetic process. NCBI's taxonomy places the organism in Eukaryota, Metazoa, Chordata, Mammalia, Lagomorpha, Ochotonidae. The transcript has 6 exons. Gene Ontology annotation, molecular function: iron ion binding; heme binding; steroid hydroxylase activity.